GGACGGGACGGGCCGGGAAGCGGCGGGGGGGGACGGCCCCGGAGGGGGGUGACACGACGGGGCGGGGGGCGGUGCCGCCCGCUCCGCGCCGCCUCCGCGGGGACAAUAGCGCGGGGCCAUGUCGUCCGCCGGCGGCCGCCAGCCCAGCCAGAGCCGGGCCAUCCCCACCCGCACGGUGGCCCUCAGCGACGCGGCCCAGCUCCCCCCGGACUACUGCACCACCCCCGGCGGCACCCUCUUCUCCACCACCCCGGGAGGCACCCGCAUCAUCUACGACCGCAAGUUCCUGCUGGACCGCCGCAACUCCCCCAUGGCCCAGACCCCGCCUUGUCACCUCCCCGAUAUUCCCGGCGUCACCAGCCCCGGCUCGGCCGGCGGCGGCGAGGAGCCCAAAGCGGAUGCCAACAGCCUGAACCACCAGGAGGGGAAGCCAUCCAUGGGGGACGACGCUCAGUUCGAGAUGGAUAUCUGAGCGGGUACCACGGAGCGGCAGCAACUCCCCAGACCUGCGCACACCCCAUUUGGCUUAGCAGGAUCCGUCUCGGCGAGGGGGAGGUGGCAGCGGUCCCCGCCGGCGUUCCCCCCCACCCCCCGCUUGCCUUUACCCCCCUUCCUCCUUUCCAGGGAGCGCGGCUCUGGCUUCUCCCCCUUUGUGGGUGACCGGUCCCAGCAGGCGCUGCAUGGAGCAUCCCUUCCGGAUCCCUUCCUCUGCCCGCCAUCAGCCUGAUCUCCUCCAGGCUGCUUUUUAAACCAUCCCUUUGCCUCUUCUGCUGCCUCGCCCCCUCCUAAAAAUACCCCAAACCCCUCUCGUUUCCCCAAACCUCCCAUUGCCAGUUCGGAGCUGCGUCACCCCCGUCCUUUGCCCCUUCUCCCAGAAAAUUUGGGCAGCCUCUCGGGAGGAGGGGGAAAGCGUCCCUCCUAAAACUGGGCACCGGCUUGCACCCCGGGGAGGGGUUUUUUUCCUUUUUUCGGUUCCCUCGGGACCUGUUGGCAUUCAGUGGGGGACAACGUUCCCUUUGGUGCUCCAGGUGUGUGCAUCCCUCUCCUACCCAGACUUCUUCCAUCUCGGCCCUUUGACUGGGGGCCGCGUCCUCGAAGCGACGCAGCAUAGGUUACAAAAAAAAAAAACAACCCCUGCUUUUACUUUUUUUGGUACUGAAAAGGGGCACUUUACCGGCAACACUUCUUUUUCCGGGCUGGGAACGAGCGCCUCCGGGAAAGUGCUUUCCAGUGCUUUUAUUUUUUUAAUAUCCUCUCACCUUUAAAAUGUGAAUAAUACAGGAGCGAAACCCCUCGGCGCCGUUGGAUGUCCUGGGGUGCCGCGGGGAGGGGGAUGCGGGGUGGGAUGCCGCAGAGAUGCGGUGCUGUGGCCGGCAGCAUCCCGGUGGCAUCCCAACAGCAUCCCAGCUGCGCUCCGGUUGCUGGGUGCCGGCAUCGGUGCUGUCCUCCCCUGGAAUUUCAUGCUGGGUCUUCCCCUGGACGAGUCGUGCUGCCAUAAAGAGUUUCCGUGGUAAAACCGGCGGUGGCUUUGCGGCUUGGCACGUGGUGACCAUCCUGCCCAUGCCCAGCAUCUCGAAACCCGUUCCCCCCCCCCCCCCCCAACCCCCCUGGAGAUGGGAUUUAUUUUUUCCCCUCUCCCGGUGCAGCUCUCGCCUCGUAGAGCAGUGUUUUCGGUGAGCGGGUCUGUGGCAGGGGGGGACAUGCCACGGCAGUGCUGUGUUUUACCCCUGCCCUCUCCCCGAGCCCGCCAGCCCCCCUAUUUGUUUUUUGUUUUUCUUUUUUGUUUUUUUAAUUGCCUGCCCUUAACUGGGAGCCGUUCGGCAGCUUUGUGACCUUCUCAAGUGCCAUUUUAUCAGCCCCCACCUGAGUGCCUGCUCCAGCCGUCCGUCUGUCUGUCCAUCCAUCCAUCCAUCCAUCUGUCCUCCCCCCCUUGCCGGGGUCCCCCCCCCAUCCCGGUACCCAUCUCGGGGGACCUGUUGCCUGCCGGGGCGGUGGCAUGGGGACAUAUCUGCGCCGCAGGCUUUCUGCACUUUCCAUCGGGUAAUUUAUUUCUCUAGGUGUGUUUGAUGCGGCGGCUGGUUGCGAGCUCCCGUCUUCCAGUCGCUUUUCUGGCUGGGGAGGGGGUCUGGUGCUCGUUUUGGGGGGGGAAAAGCAAAAAAAAAAAAAAAAACCCCAAAAAACCCCCCAAGGGAAUGGGAUGCCUCUCCCAUCCUUUCCCUUGGAUGGUGGGAUGCAACGUGAACUCGCAGCCGGCCGUCGCAGGCGCACGAGUGAGUGAGUGCGAGUAGAAAUAUGUAGAUGCGUGCGGGUGGGUGGUGGUAAGACACACACAAAGAUAUAUAUAUUAUAUAUAAAUAGAUAUAUUUUCCUUAAAGGAGGGUCUGUUAGGUCCUUGGGUGGAGGGGGCGGAGGGCAAGGGCAUCCUUUGUGGAGCAGGGAGGUGGCCACCGCGGAUGCAGCCACUCGUUCGCGGAAACCUGCUCUCCAAGCAAAAAAAAAAAAAAAAUAUAUAUAAAAAACGCCCCCAUAUCCGAGGACAACUCAACUUAGGGACAGGAGCCGGAGGGAAACCACUUUUUUUUUUUUUUUUUCUCCUAAAAGCCCCUUUUUCUCGACCUCCUUUCGUCUCCGUUCGCCAUCCCAGCAGUUUUCUCCCAGUUUUCUAGCUGGGUUGGGGGCUGAGGAGCUGG
Messenger RNA from Chroicocephalus ridibundus (black-headed gull), 2690 nucleotides. It is a transcript of the gene EIF4EBP2, whose product is annotated as eukaryotic translation initiation factor 4E binding protein 2. Gene Ontology annotation, molecular function: eukaryotic initiation factor 4E binding. The coding region runs from base 119 to 472 and encodes 117 amino acids. Gene Ontology annotation, biological process: negative regulation of translational initiation. Gene Ontology annotation, cellular component: cytoplasm. Lineage: Eukaryota; Metazoa; Chordata; Aves; Charadriiformes; Laridae. The record is from RefSeq and is a predicted model, not a curated record. The transcript has 3 exons.